CUUGAUACGAGCGAAAUGAGCCUUACUGGAAGCGUAAAGUUGUCUGCUGAGAUCAGUUGUUUCUGAUCGUUCAACGGAAGCAGUCGUGAAUCGAAAAAAUGUGGACACUACGCUUGGCCGCCAUUACUUUGGCCGUGCUCACUAGCUACGUUUCGGGAGCGUUCUUUAAGGUUGAGCCGAAAAAUGAUGGCAAACCGGCAUCCUACAAGAUCAGCCAAGUUACCAGCCUCAAUUUGGGACAAGCACUGCUUCAACUUCCUCACAACGUACAGGCGCUUGAUUUGAGUGGCAACUUGCUGACUAACAUAAGUGGUAGUGCCUUUAGUGCGUUCUCCAACUUGCAGCAGCUGAAUCUAUCAUCCAAUAUGUUGUACGGCACGGUAAACCUGACUCAGUUCUACACUCUCAGCACGGUCGAUUUGAACGACAACUACAUCACCGAUCUGCAUCUUGGACGAAAUGUGGCAACAGUAUCAGCCGUUCGUAAUCGUAUCAAGCGAGUGAUCUGUGACGGAUCGCCGAAGGAAGUGAAUUUGCAGGUGAACAAGGUGGACUCACUACAUGGCCUGUCACCAAUGUGCAUGACAAGAUUGCAGGUUUUGGAUUUAUCCUUAAAUGAGGUGAAUACGAUCGAUUUUAAUUAUCUGGCGCCUUCCGCAAACUCGUUGAAGCAAUUGCUGUUAUCGUACAACUACAUAUACGAACUGUUUAACAAGAACAACCUUGUGUUCCCGCUUCUCGAGGUGCUCGAUCUAUCGCACAACAAGCUACCGUGGCUUAGUCCAGACAUAAUGGUCGCCCGGAAUGCAAAAACCGUCGAUCUAUCGGCUAACCAAAUUGUUUUGAUUGACAAAAGUAUCCAGUUCGAUCGGCAAACUAAUAUCAACCUCAGCGGUAACAAGGUGCAGUGUGAAUCGUUAAAAGCGUUCGCAACAUUAAAUCCAGCAGUGAAGAAUGUGAGUCCGGCAAACAAUAAGGACCCGCAGGGAUGCAACCGGAUGUCUGGUUAUUCGAUCUGCUGUGAUUCAUUGUCAGCACCGUUCGCGGACCGGCUGAUCGAGCAGAAGCGCAUGCAAAACUCGCUGCUCAAUGUACCGAUGGGUCCGGGGGCGAAACCAAACUGUACCGUCGAUGAUGCUCGGCAGACAAUGAUUAGCCAAAUGGGUAGUGCGAUCACAUCGGUCGCUAAUGAGGUACAGCGGCUGCAGAAGGAGAAGAUCCAGCUUGCUUCCGAGCGCCAGGCUCUGGAGCAGACGGUCAGUGCACAGAGGGAACAAAGUACCAGUGUGCGUGAGGCUCUGCUUGCAGCUGCGCGAAAAUUGAACCUUGAAGUUGAGCAGGAACCGAGCCACGUCGUUUUGCAGAAGGUGAUCGAUACGUACGAACAUCUGAGCAAGCAGGAGGAGCUGGAACGGAACAAAGCCACCGAGGACUGGAACAAGUACAGCACGGAGAUUGAGCAUUGGCUAAAGGAGAAGGAGCGCCUGGAGCCGCUCAUCGCAAAGUAUGACGCGGACAUAAGCAAGGCCAACGCCACGCUGGUGGAUCUCACCAGACAGAAGGCGGUUCUGACCGAACAGCUGAAGAACAAAAAUGCGAGCGGUUAAACCCGAGCUGCACGUAAAGUGUUUCACUUUGUAGAUGAAUAUACGACGAAAUACAUUGUUCCCCUUGCUUACAGCA
Anopheles aquasalis is the source of this 1683-nucleotide messenger RNA. RefSeq lists its product as uncharacterized. Gene Ontology annotation, molecular function: protein binding. NCBI's taxonomy places the organism in Eukaryota, Metazoa, Arthropoda, Insecta, Diptera, Culicidae. The record is from RefSeq and is a predicted model, not a curated record.